AUGCAGGUAAAAAUGUUGGCAGAAGCAUGGGAAUAUACAUUAAACGAUCAAUUUCUGCACUGCCUACCCUUACAUCAUGUUCAUGGGCUUUUCAAUGCUUUGUUUGCUCCUAUUUAUGUUGGUUUAAUAGUCGAGUUUAUGCCAAAAUUCAGUGAGAGGGGAAUCUGGCAGAGAUGGCGUGAAUCAUAUCCAGUAAAUGGGAGGAAGACUAAUGAUGCUAUAACUGUGUUUGCAGGAGUUCCUCCUAUGUAUACCCGACUAUUAGAAGGUUAUGAAUCAAUGGAUAUGGAGCUGCAGUUUGCUUCUGCCUUUGCUGCAAAACAGUUGCACCUUAUGAUGUGUGGCUCAUUUGCAGUUCCUUAGCCUGUUAUGCAAUAGUGGGAAACUAUCACAGGACAUAGGCUUUUGGAAUGGUAUGGCAUGACAGAGUUCAUCAAUGCAAUAUCAAAUCGCAUAAGAGGUGCACGAAAGGCAGACAUUGUUGGCAAACCAUUCCCCGGAGUGGAGGUCAAGAUUGUAGAAGAUGAGAGAGAAGCUGAUAAAAGUGGGGUGGGUGAGCUCUAUGUUAGAAGCCCAUCACUAUUUAGGGAAUACUACAGACUUCCUGAAGUAACUAAGGAAUCAUUUACUCGUGAUGGGUUCUUCAAGACUGGAGAUGCUGGUCGAGUGGAUGAAGAUGGAUACUACAUCAUUUUGGGAUCUACUUCUGUGGACAUUAUGAAGGUUGGUGGAUACAAAUUAGAUGCCUUAGAAAUUGAAUCUGCUCUUCUAGAGCAUUCAGUUGUUGAAGAAUGUUGUGUGUUGGGCUUACCAGACAACGAUUAUGGAGAAGCAGUGACUGCAAUAAUUGUACCAGAUGCAUCAGCAAAGAAAAAGCGAGAGGAAGAAUUAAAGUCUGCUAUAACCUUGGAAGAACUUUGCAUUUGGUCUAAAGACAAACUUGCACCAUACAAGCUACCAACCCGUUUGUUGAUUUGGGACUCAUUGCCUUGCAAUGGUAAUGGAAAGGUGAACAAGAAGGAGGUGAAGAAGUCGUUGACUGCUCAAUAAUUGACUAUUUAUUAGAUGGGAUGCAAAACAUUCAACUCUUGUGAUCUUGAAGUUCAAAAUGAAGGUAGGGAAUCUUUGCUGCUUUCAUUCUAUAUUUUCUUGCGCCAAUUGUUGGAAACAUCAAUAGAUAAAGAGAGUAU
Molecule: messenger RNA, 1190 nt
Organism: Carica papaya (papaya)
Lineage: Eukaryota; Viridiplantae; Streptophyta; Magnoliopsida; Brassicales; Caricaceae
Source: RefSeq, a predicted model, not a curated record